Micromonas commoda is the source of this 1649-nucleotide messenger RNA. RefSeq lists its product with no specific name. NCBI's taxonomy places the organism in Eukaryota, Viridiplantae, Chlorophyta, Mamiellophyceae, Mamiellales, Mamiellaceae. Gene Ontology annotation, cellular component: carbamoyl-phosphate synthase complex; cytoplasm. The transcript has 2 exons. The record is from RefSeq and is a predicted model, not a curated record. Gene Ontology annotation, biological process: L-arginine biosynthetic process; L-glutamine metabolic process; 'de novo' pyrimidine nucleobase biosynthetic process. Gene Ontology annotation, molecular function: carbamoyl-phosphate synthase (glutamine-hydrolyzing) activity. Bases 169 to 1458 code for a protein of 429 amino acids.
CACGAGGAGAGCCUUUCCCCCGCGUCUAUCUAAGAGUUUCCCGAGGCACGUCGUAGCGUCGACGUCCUUGUCCGUGCGUUAGGGUCAGAGAGACCCAGUUCGCGCUCCCCCGCACCGCCACCCGCGAGGGCGUUUGCAGAGAGAAAAGCACGUCAAAAAGCGAGCAAGAUGGCUGCGAUUGCGGUUGCCCAGGCGGCGUCGCUGACGUCCCGCCGAGUCCAGGGCCCCAAACCCUCGGCGGGUGCCGCCAGGCGUGUCCGCCCGGUUCGAUCCGCCGUCGUCGACGUCAAAUCCAUGGCGACCGAGAAGCCCUGGAAGACUCACGACUGCCGCCUCGUCCUCGAGGACGGCUCCGUGUGGUCCGGACGCUCCUUCGGCGCCAAGGGCACCGCCGUCGGCGAGGUUGUCUUCAACACGUCGCUCUCGGGGUACCAGGAGAUCCUGACCGAUCCCUCCUACGCCGGGCAGUUCGUCCUCUUCACCUGCCCCGAGAUCGGCAAUGUCGGCAUCAACCUCGAGGACAUGGAGUCCACCAAGGCGCACAUGGGCGGCAUGCUCGUCCGCCACCUCUCCCUCAACGUCUCCAACUACCGAUCCGCCAUGUCGCUCCCGGAGUACCUCGAGCAGCAGAACGUCAUCGGCAUCUCCGAGAUUGACACCCGAGCCAUCACCCGCAGGCUCCGCGACACCGGAUGCCUCAACGGCGUCAUCACCACGGACGCUGCCAAGACGGACGACGAACUCAUCGCCAUGGCCAAGGGCUGGACCAUCGUGGGCAAGGACAUGAUCUCGGAGGUGACCUGCACCGAACCCUACGAGUGGCAGGAUCCCACCGGCGCGGAGUGGGAGUUUGCGGCGGAGGCCAAGGCGUCGACGAAGGGUUCGCUGCACGUGGUCGCGUACGAUUUCGGCGUCAAGCACAACAUUAUGCGCCGCCUCGCGUCCUACGGCUGCCGCAUCACCGUCGUUCCCGCGUCGAUGCCCGCGGCGGAGGUGAUGGCCAUGGAGCCCGACGGGAUCCUCUUCAGCAACGGCCCCGGCGAUCCCUCCGCGGUGCCCUACGCCGUGGAGAACGCCAAGGCGAUCCUCGGCGAGGUGCCCGUGUUUGGCAUCUGCAUGGGCCACCAGGUCCUCGGUCAGGCGUUCGGCGGUGAGACGUUCAAGCUCAAAUUCGGCCACCACGGCGGCAACCACCCGGUUCGCGGCCCAACCGGCCGCGUCGAGAUCUCCUCGCAGAACCACAACUUCGCGGUCAAGCCCAACUCGCUGCCGAAGGAGGUGGAGGUGAGCCACAUCAACCUCAACGACGGAACGUGCGCGGGCAUGGUCUAUCGCGAGAAGCGGGCCAUGACCAUCCAGUAUCACCCGGAGGCGUCCCCGGGGCCGCACGACUCCGACCCGUGCUUUGAAGAUUUCGUCCACAUGAUGAAGGCUGCGAAGAGGGAGAAGGCGGCGUGAGCGCUCGUGCGGGGCGCGCGUGCUCACGUGUUACGAUAGUGGGGUACCAGGGGGGUGUUCCGGUUCUUUCAAGUUCUUGUGUGAGUUGGACGGUGCGAGAGAAGUGGAGAGUCGCCCGGGCGAAGCAGCUCGGACGACGGGAAGAAAACUAGAAGUCUUCGUUUUUGAAAUGCGGCAUUCUAAUGCUAAUC